UCGACAGAGGAGGAUCGACAUGGCCAGUGAAGAGAUCGAAACCUCCAAGUUUCUGAAGGAUAGAGAGGCCGGCGGAAAUGAAUCUGAAAAGCAGAAAUAUCCAAUAUCUUCGGAUACCUUAUGUGGUUUCUCAAUAUUCAAGGGGCCCGCCUUACAGAGAUUUGCCACCGCUCAUAUGUUCGUGAUCAUGUACGGAAUAGCUAGUUGCUUUCUGGCCAUGGCCUUCACCUAUUUCACUGGAACCAUUUCACAGAUGGAAAAGCGGUUCAAUAUACCCUCCAAGAUAUCGGGUCUCAUAACGGUGGGUAAUGAUAUAAGCACUGUUUUCUCGUCGGCCUUUUUGAGUUACUACGCGAGUCGAGGUCACCGCCCGCGUUGGGUGGCAUUGGGACUCCUCAUUAUAGCCCUUUUCUGCCUGCUCAUGUUGACCCCGCACUUUUUCUACGGGCCCGGUGAAGAGGCCUUGAGACUGACAGAAGAGUACGGAAUGGAGGAAUCCCUCGAAAAUUCUUCAGUAAAUUCCACUGAGAAGAACGACUCACUUUGUCAUAAGAAGGAUUCGAAUUGUGUAAAUGACGCAGGAGACUAUACGCCGAUCGUACUAUUUUUCAUUGCUCAGUUUAUCGGCGGCAUCGGGUGUUCUCUCUUCUACGCACCGGGUCUCUCAUACAUGGAUGACAAUUCUGCGAGCUCCAAAACGCCGGCUAUGCUAAGUUGGUCCACCUUUCUGCGGAUGCUGGGACCUGCUAUGGGUUUCUCCAUGGUCUCCUUGUGCCUGCGACUUUACAUUGAUCCCUUCAAGACGCCUCUAAUCACCCCGAAUGAUCCCCGCUGGAUGGGUGCCUGGUGGUUGGGAUGGUUCCUCCUAACCUUUAUUCUGAUAAUCUCUGCAUUCUUUGUGGCCCUGUUUCCCAAGGAGUUGCCAAGCGCCAGGGCCAGACGUCUAAAAGCAGCCGGCGAGGAGGAUACCCCUUUGGCGGAGCGCUCAUUCCAGGACAUGUUGGACUCCCUCAAACGACUGGCCGGCAACAAGGUGUAUAUCUACAACAUGCUGGCCUCGAUACUCUACUUCUUUGGCUACAUGCCCUACUGGAUAUUCACGCCGAAGUAUAUAGAGAUCCAGUACCGACAAUCGGCAUCAACUGCCAAUAUGGCCACGGGCACUUGGGCGCUGGGAUUCUCCGCAGCAGGUGUCUUGAUCUCUGGCUAUGUGAUCUCCAAGUACAAGCCGAGUGCCAGGGCAAUGGCUGCCUGGAACUUUGUGGUGGACUACCUCACGGUGGCUGGAAUCCUUUGCUAUAUCCUGGUGGGAUGCGACGAGAGUGAUCGAGCCAAUUCCAUGUCCACUGUGCCGACUGGUGAUAGCUGCAGUGCAUCAUGUGACUGUGAAUACGUGUACCUCGCUUCGGUUUGCAGUCCAGAAAACAUGACCUUUAUAUCAGCCUGCCAUGCGGGUUGCACUGAAAAGGGGCUGGAUGAACUGGGAAGGAUUAUCUACACUGGCUGUCGGUGCAUGGGCAACUCCCUUAACCUGACCUCCUUCUCAAACGUAACAUCUCUUGCCUCCCAGUCGCAGAUCGCCUUGGAUGGAGUUUGUCCGGUGGACUGCAACAAACAGUUCCUCAUCUUCCUGGCCGUCAUGUGCUUCCUGAAGUUCGUGGGGGCCACUGGGAGGUCGAGUAACCUGCUAUUGGCCCUGCGUUGCGUUCCCUCGAAGGAUAAGACCUUUUCCCUGGGCUUCGGCAGUAUGGUAUACUCCGUGCUCACCUUCAUUCCCAGCCCCAUUGUCUUUGGUUGGAUGCUGGACAGCUAUUGCCUAGUUUGGGGUAAGACCUGUACCUCCAAGGGUAACUGCUGGAUAUACGACACAAAGUCCUUGAGGUACACCAUGAACCUCGUGAGUGCCUCUCUGAUUUUUCUGGGCAGCUUCUGGAAUAUUGGAGUUUGGUAUCAUGCGAAGGACAUGAAAGUCUUCGAUGAAGAGGAAACGGCACCACAGAACAAUCCUAUUGAAGCAAUAGAACUUAAGGAAAAACCAAAAGAAAUUGUUACCGAUAAGAAAUAAAA
Molecule: messenger RNA, 2067 nt
Organism: Drosophila subpulchrella
Lineage: Eukaryota; Metazoa; Arthropoda; Insecta; Diptera; Drosophilidae
Gene: Oatp58Db
Product: solute carrier organic anion transporter family member 74D
Exons: 5
Coding region: 20-2065 (681 amino acids)
Biological process (GO): sodium-independent organic anion transport; transmembrane transport
Cellular component (GO): membrane
Source: RefSeq, a predicted model, not a curated record